UGUAUGAGCCCAGCCCAUCCACCUACAACACCCAGUUUGUAUGGACCUUUGUAAUGUCAAGCUUGGGGCCUAGGGCCAGCUAAGUGCUCCGUUCUUCCCAAGGUGGAAAAUGGGUAAAGGCAGAGCUGGGUCCCGUCCUCCUGGCUCCCACCCUCCGCCAGGGAGAGGUGCAUAGACAGCUCUGGGAGUAAAACUGGCAGGGCCCUUGCAUGUGGUAGGGGAAGAGAGAAGGGUGACAUGGCUUCUGUUCAUUCCCUCUGCCAGCUUUGCCCAAAUCCCUGCAGCCAUCCUAAUCCACCCUGUCUAAUGGAGCCCAAGCUGGCUCAAGCCCCCACGGGAUGAGCCUGCAAAUCCCUGGGGCUGGGAGCUCACCACCUGUCCCCAGGGGACCCUUUGUUCUCUCCCUCUCUUUGCAUCAGAGACCCAAAUCCGGGGCCUCAGACAGGAAUGAUGGUAAACACAUAUUGUGGCUAAAGCCCCCUCACCGUAGCCCUCAAUGAUGAGAUGGGGAAAUAUAAGUUCCGAGCCUCCCACUGUGGUCACUGGGGUCACUGCUUCAGACCCCAGAACCCAGGAAGGCUUUCUCCAUGACCAGAAGGACAAUGCUUUAGGGUUCCAUCAUCACAUGUGAGAGGUUGGGGCAGAAGCUGCGGGAAUCCCUAAAUCCUCUCUGGGCCCUGCACAUCUGUCACAACCCUGUCCUGACCAACAGCGACAGCGGCUGGUGCAGGACCCGGGGCUCCUGCCAGGCGCUCAAAGCGUUCCCCCGUUCUGUUCCCUCCCGGCCCUGGAGCGGGACAGCGGAUGGCCCGGCCCGGGAGCGCCCGAGCCGCGCUGCCGCCGCUGCUGAUGCUGAUGCUGGUGCUGGUGCUUGUGCUGGCGCAGGCGGGCGCGGCGGGCGCGGCGGGCUCGGUGCGGCUGGCGGGCGGCCUCACGCUGGGCGGCCUGUUCCCGGUGCACGCGCGGGGCGCGGCAGGCCGGGCGUGCGGGCAGCUGAAGAAGGAACAGGGAGUGCACCGGCUGGAGGCCAUGCUGUACGCGCUGGACCGCGUGAACGCCGACCCCGAGCUCCUGCCCGGCGUGCGCCUGGGUGCGCGGCUGCUCGACACCUGCUCGCGGGACACGUACGCGCUGGAGCAGGCGCUGAGCUUCGUGCAGGCGUUGAUUCGCCGCCGUGGCGACGGCGACGAAGGGGCCGUGCGCUGCCCAGGGGGCGUCCCCCCACUGCGCACCGCGCCCCCGGAGCGCGUCGUGGCUGUUGUCGGCGCCUCGGCCAGCUCCGUCUCCAUCAUGGUCGCCAACGUGCUGCGCCUGUUUGCGAUACCCCAGAUCAGCUACGCCUCCACAGCGCCUGAGCUCAGUGACUCCACACGCUACGACUUCUUCUCCCGAGUUGUGCCACCGGACUCCUAUCAGGCCCAGGCCAUGGUGGACAUUGUGAGGGCACUGGGAUGGAACUACGUGUCCACACUGGCCUCCGAGGGCAACUAUGGCGAGAGCGGGGUUGAGGCCUUUGUGCAGAUCUCCCGGGAGGCUGGGGGGGUCUGCAUUGCCCAGUCCAUCAAGAUUCCCAGGGAACCGAAGCCAGGAGAAUUCAACAAGGUGAUCAAGAGACUGAUGGAGACUCCCAACGCCCGGGGCAUCAUCAUCUUUGCCAACGAGGACGACAUCAGGAGGGUCCUAGAGGCCGCACGCCACGCCAACCUGACAGGUCACUUCUUAUGGGUCGGCUCAGACAGCUGGGGAGCCAAGACCUCUCCCAUCCUGAACCUGGAGGAUGUGGCUGUGGGGGCCAUCACCAUCCUGCCCAAAAGAGCUUCCAUAGAUGGAUUUGACCAGUACUUCAUGACCCGCUCCCUGGAGAACAACCGUCGCAACAUCUGGUUUGCCGAGUUCUGGGAGGAGAAUUUUAACUGCAAACUGACCAGCUCAGGUACCCAGUCAGAUGACACCAUCCGCAAAUGCACAGGCGAGGAACGCAUCGGCCGGGACUCGACCUACGAGCAGGAGGGGAAGGUGCAGUUUGUGAUCGACGCGGUGUACGCCAUUGCCCACGCCCUCCACAGCAUGCACCAGGCGCUCUGCCCCGGGCUCACUGGCCUGUGCCCAGCCAUGGAGACCACCGACGGGCGGAUGCUGCUGCAGUAUAUCCGAGCAGUCCGCUUCAAUGGCAGCGCGGGGACCCCCGUGAUGUUCAAUGAGAACGGGGACGCGCCGGGGCGUUACGACAUCUUCCAAUACCAGGCGGCCAACGGCAGCGCGGGCAGCGGGGGCUACCAGGCGGUGGGCCAGUGGGCAGAGAACCUCAGGCUGGACGUGGAAGCCCUGCAGUGGUCGGGGGAGACCCGUGAGGUGCCCUCAUCCCUGUGCAGCCUCCCCUGCGGGCCAGGGGAGCGCAAGAAGAUGGUGAAGGGCGUGCCCUGCUGCUGGCACUGCGAGCCCUGCGAUGGCUACCGCUUCCAGGUGGAUGAGUUCACGUGUGAGGCCUGCCCCGGGGACAUGCGGCCCACGCGCAACCACACGGGCUGCCGCCCCACGCCCGUCGUGCGCCUCACCUGGUCCUCGCCGUGGGCCGCACCGCCCCUCCUGCUGGCCGUGCUGGGCAGCAUGGCCACCACCACCGUGGUGGCCACCUUCGUGCGCCACAACAACACGCCCAUCGUCCGCGCCUCCGGCCGCGAGCUCAGCUACGUGCUGCUCACCGGCAUCUUCCUCAUCUACGCCAUCACCUUCCUCAUGGUUGCCGAGCCCGGGGCGGCUGUCUGCGCCGCCCGCCGGCUCUUCCUGGGCCUGGGCACCACGCUCAGCUACUCCGCCCUGCUCACCAAGACCAACCGCAUCUACCGCAUCUUUGAGCAGGGGAAGCGCUCCGUCACGCCCCCGCCCUUCAUCAGCCCCACCUCGCAGCUUGCCAUCACCUUCAGCCUCACCUCCGUGCAGGUGGUGGGAGUGAUGGCGUGGCUGGGGGCCCAGCCCCCACACAGCGUGAUCGACUAUGAAGAACAACGGACAGUGGACCCAGAGCAGGCCAGAGGGGUGCUCAAGUGCGACAUGUCGGACCUGUCCCUCAUCGGCUGCCUGGGCUACAGCCUCCUGCUCAUGGUCACGUGCACGGUGUAUGCCAUCAAAGCCCGCGGCGUGCCUGAGACCUUCAAUGAGGCCAAGCCCAUCGGCUUCACCAUGUAUACCACAUGCAUCAUCUGGUUGGCUUUUGUGCCUAUCUUCUUUGGCACUGCCCAGUCAGCUGAAAAGAUCUACAUCCAAACCACCACACUGACUGUGUCCUUGAGCCUGAGUGCGUCAGUGUCCCUUGGCAUGCUGUAUGUGCCCAAAACCUACGUCAUCCUGUUCCACCCGGAGCAGAAUGUGCAGAAGCGGAAGCGGAGCCUCAAGGCGACCUCAACAGUGGCAGCCCCACCCAAGGGCGAGGACACAGAGGCCCCCAAGUAG
Molecule: messenger RNA, 3450 nt
Organism: Mustela erminea (ermine)
Lineage: Eukaryota; Metazoa; Chordata; Mammalia; Carnivora; Mustelidae
Gene: GRM6
Product: glutamate metabotropic receptor 6
Exons: 12
Coding region: 805-3450 (881 amino acids)
Biological process (GO): regulation of synaptic transmission, glutamatergic; G protein-coupled glutamate receptor signaling pathway
Cellular component (GO): membrane
Molecular function (GO): adenylate cyclase inhibiting G protein-coupled glutamate receptor activity
Source: RefSeq, a predicted model, not a curated record